AUGUCACAUCGUCAAGCCACACAAGGUGUGAUAGACACACAAAAAAAGAUAGAUGAAAAUAAAAGAAAUCAGAAAGAUGGGGAUUCCAAAGAGCUGUUGCCCAUUACCCAGGUUAAUGUAGGAUUCAGUUUUAAUGGAAUAAAAAAGCUAGGUUUGAAGACAGAGGAGAUCCCAACCGGCAGAGAUGGCGUGUUUUCGAAAGGCCAAAAAGUUGACGCUGUGGAAAACUUGGGAGACCCGGUAGACCAAGCCACGAAAAAAUUGAAAACCUGGUCUAACGAAUUUUUAGAUGAAGUCAAUUCGAUCGAUUUCGUUGUGUUGAUUACUGCUCCGGACUUGAAACUACUAAAUCAAAAACUCGACCAAGUUCGACACGCCUUCGGUGGGCACUUGUCCAACUCUUUCGUUCGUCAAGGUAGCGUCAGGCCCGGUGAACAGCUUGGUCAUGAACAUUUUGGAUUCUUGGACUCGAUUUCCACGCCGAAGAUUGAAGGUUUCAAUGCUCAACCAGAAGACGAAAAGGCGGGAAUAAUUCAACCAGGGGUAAUUCUACUUGGCCAACCCUCUUCCGGUGGAAAUAGCGUUGGCCUGGAUCCCAAUCAAGCAUGGCUCAAGGAUGGGUCGUUUAUGGCUUUCAGAGAGCUCCAACAACUCGUACCCGAAUUUCAAGCUUUUUGCGAUGAUUCUGCCAAAAAGAAUGAAGAAUUAAAUGCAUCCGGUGAUUUCAUUGGUGCCAGAAUCGUUGGUAGAUGGAAAUCAGGGGCACCACUUAGCUUGGCUCCCAACGAGGAUAAUCCGGAGUUACGUGUAGCACAAAAUUUCGACUAUUCGGAUGAAUUGAAACAAGAACGUUGUCCCUAUGCUGCUCACAUCAGAAAAUCCAACCCGCGGAAUGGUUCUCAAGCUGGAGCGGACUCGCAGAAAACAAUCUUACCUCACCUCGUGAUCAGAAAUGGGAUUCCAUACGGUCCCGAGCUCACAGGGGAAGAGACCGAUUCGAAGAAAACAAAAGAAAAUCGUGGUUUAUUAUUCGUUGCUUACCAAAGUGAAAUUGCGGACGGAUUCCAGUUGGUCCAGAAGAUAUGGUGUAAUAACCCUCGUUUUCCAGCGCGACCGGCCGCUAACGUAUCAUCUGGAUUGGACUUGUUGAUCGGUCAAAUCAGCGAUGGAUCGCCGCGAACUGCUCAAAACAUUAUCCCAGUGGUUCCCGGAGGUAAUACCAACCCCAACAACACAUUGACCGCGUUACAACCUUUUGUUGUGCCUCUUGGUGGAGAAUAUUUCUUGAUGCCAUCUAUCAAAGCCAUAGAUGAAAAACUUGGUCUUUGAGUGAAGGAACAGUGAAAUAUCCGCAAUUUUGUAAGGACCCCAAAUUAUUGGGAAAAAUCUUUUGA
Molecule: messenger RNA, 1394 nt
Organism: Puccinia graminis f. sp. tritici CRL 75-36-700-3
Lineage: Eukaryota; Fungi; Basidiomycota; Pucciniomycetes; Pucciniales; Pucciniaceae
Exons: 9
Coding region: 1-1329 (442 amino acids)
Cellular component (GO): cytosol
Molecular function (GO): heme binding; peroxidase activity
Source: RefSeq, a predicted model, not a curated record